AUGGCUUCUCAUCACGUUCUCCUUCUUGGCGGCCACGGCAAAAUCGCCCAGCUUCUCACUCCUCUCCUCCUCAAGCGCUCGUGGACUGUAACCAGUGUCAUCCGAACUUCUGAACAGACCCCUGCCAUCGAAAAACUUGGUGCCGGCCUCCCCGGUAAACUCAAUGUUCUAGUACGUAGCAUUGAGGACGUCACAUCCCAGGAUAAGGCCUUGAGUAUCUUGAAUGAAGUCAAGCCCGACUAUAUUGCUUGGAGUGCUGGUGCUGGAGGUAAAGGUGGCGCAGAAAGAACUUUCAAGGUGGACCGAGAUGCCGCCGUUCACUUCAUCAAUGCCGCAGCAUCUGUACCUACCAUCACCAAGUUUCUUCUUAUCUCAUACCUAGCUUCUCGUCGAUCUGGUGCUUCAUGGUGGCCUGCUGGCGAGUGGGAUGAGUAUAAUGAAAAGGUCAACAACGGCGUAUUGGCAAACUAUUACAAGGCCAAGAUCGAAGCCGAUGAGACCCUCUACAAGGUCUCCAAGAAGAGUCCUACUCUUGUUGGCAUCGAUCUGAGACCCGGAACUCUGACUGAUGACCCAGCCACCAAAGUUGAGUUUGGUAAAACCAAGAGCAUCGCUAAGAACGGUGUUAGCCGCGAGGCUGUUGCUGAGGUUGCCUCACAUCUUCUCGUUGCCGAUGGUGUCAAGAACGGCUGGUAUGAUCUCCUCGAUGGUGACGAGGAUAUUCCAGCUGCCGUCGAAAGAGUUGUGCGCGAGAACGUGGAUGCUGCUGAGGGCGAGGCCAUCUAUGAUGCCUAA
Messenger RNA from Fusarium tjaetaba, 795 nucleotides. Its product is annotated as NAD dependent epimerase dehydratase. The transcript is spliced from 3 exons. The coding region runs from base 1 to 795 and encodes 264 amino acids. The record is from RefSeq and is a predicted model, not a curated record. Lineage: Eukaryota; Fungi; Ascomycota; Sordariomycetes; Hypocreales; Nectriaceae.